CCCCCUUGCUUCCGAUGAAGCCACAACAUCCAAGAUGUCUUCUGCCAUAGAGUCCCUCGUUUCUUACCGCAGCGACUCAGAUUCCGAAAAUGAAUCCGAUUCUAGUUCCAGAAAUGAUAUUAAUGAUCCGGACGCCACCGCACAUCUAAAACCGUUACCAUCCGGGCCGACCAUGACCCUGGCUGUCCUAAACGCAGCCCCGGAGGUGGCUGUGAAGGAGUCUGUAGAGACCGGACAACACCUGGAUCCUGCGUUGAAGGAGGUCACUUUCAACCCUACGUUUGAAACACUGUUUGCACCAGAGUUUGGGCCAAUCAACCCCUUCAAAAGCCAGCAGAUGGCCGCCCCAAGGAAUAUGUUGUCUGGCUAUGCAGAGCCCGCCCACCUCAACGAUUUCAUGUUCGAACAGCAAAGGAGAACGUUUUCCACCUUUGGCUAUGCACUGGACCCCUCUGUGGGCACGGCUGAAGUGACUAACUCCUCCUAUAUCGGGGCAGUGGAUGAGGCGGAGAAGAAUAAAGGGAUAACGGUGUUCGAGGCUGCUGCGAAGACGGGAGAUAAAAGGAAGAAGGUUAAAGGAGGAGAGGCAGGCGAGAUAGAAACCUUCCUCGGGCCAUGGGCAAAAUACGCAGACGAGAAAGAUGGGGCCAAACCAUCAGAGGAGAUGCAGAAGGAGCUGGAUGAGAUCACGGCCAAGCGGCAGAAGAAGGGGCGCAACGAGGAAGAGGCCCCAGCAGAGGAGAAGACCGUUCUCCAUGUCAAGGACAUGUACGACUACCAAGGUCGCUCCUACCUCCACGUCCCCCAGGACGUGGGCAUCAACCUGCGCACGGCAGAUGUGCCGGACAAGUGUUACCUGCCCAAGAAACAGAUCCACGUCUGGACCGGACACACCAAGGGUGUCAGCGCUAUUCGUCUAUUCCCUGCCUCUGGUCAUCUGCUUCUCUCCGCUUCCAUGGACUGUAAAAUCAAGCUAUGGGAGGUGUACAACGAGAGGCGGUGCAUACGGACGUUUAUCGGUCACAGUAAGGCGGUACGAGACAUUUGCUACAACAACGAUGGGACUAAGUUCAUGAGCGCUGCCUACGACCGCUACCUAAAGCUCUGGGACACAGAAACAGGCCAGUGCAUCUCGCGCUUCACCAACAGGAAGGUGCCGUACUGCGUCAAGUUCAACCCGGAUGAGGACAAACAGAAUCUCUUCGUGGCCGGCAUGUCAGAUAAGAAGAUUGUGCAGUGGGACAUCAGGACGGGCGAGGUGGUGCAGGAGUACGACCGCCACCUGGGCGCCGUCAACACCAUCACCUUCGUGGACGAGAACCGACGCUUCGUCAGCACAUCGGACGACAAGAGUCUCCGCGUGUGGGAGUGGGACAUCCCCGUGGACUUCAAGUACAUCGCCGAGCCCAGCAUGCACUCCAUGCCAGCUGUCACACUCUCUCCCAACGGUAAAUGGCUGGCGUGCCAGUCCAUGGACAACCAGAUCCUGAUCUUUGGGGCCCAGAACCGCUUCCGCCUGAACAAGAAGAAGAUCUUCAAGGGCCACAUGGUGGCCGGCUACGCCUGUCAGGUGGACUUCUCCCCCGACAUGAGUUAUGUGGUGUCAGGGGACGCGGACGGCAAGCUGAACAUCUGGGACUGGAAGACCACCAAGCUGUACCACCGGAUCAAGGCCCACGACAAGGUGUGCAUCAGCGCCCUGUGGCACCCGCACGAGACCUCCAAGGUCAUCACCUGCGGCUGGGACGGCCUGAUCAAACUCUGGGACUAGAGGAGCAGCGGAGACCCCCGAGGUCCCCCUGUGUGUGUGUGUGUGUGUGUGAACGCCAGCCGCAGAGGUGCGAGCUCUAACGAGGACCCCGUGAAUACGUGUGUGAAAGCCGUCCCCAUCAGUGCGCGUGUGAACACGGAUCCCGUCAGUGCAGCUGUGAACGCGGUCCCCGUGAGGAUGGGUGUGAACGAACGCUGCUGCUCCCCAUAGUUUUUCUCUUUCCAGGUGAUUGAGGGGACAGCAGGCAGAAGCAGGGCUGGUAUCCAGUCUGAUCCUAGAAGUGUAUUUUUGUAUCGCGUCGUGUUCAUGCUUCUUAUUAAACACACAGCGUCUACAUUAAAAUUAUGAACUGAUUUCGCUUUUAUUUGCCGAUGUACUCUACUGUUUAAUGGAAGAUGUAAUACUUUUUUUUGUAUGUGUUCCUGGACAUUGGUUAAAAUAAACAUUUUGUACAGUU
Molecule: messenger RNA, 2228 nt
Organism: Gadus morhua (Atlantic cod)
Lineage: Eukaryota; Metazoa; Chordata; Actinopteri; Gadiformes; Gadidae
Gene: cdc40
Product: cell division cycle 40 homolog (S. cerevisiae)
Exons: 15
Coding region: 35-1771 (578 amino acids)
Biological process (GO): mRNA splicing, via spliceosome
Cellular component (GO): catalytic step 2 spliceosome
Molecular function (GO): protein binding; mRNA binding
Source: RefSeq, a predicted model, not a curated record